Messenger RNA from Vicia villosa (hairy vetch), 3496 nucleotides. Its product is annotated as ABC transporter B family member 28. The transcript has 16 exons. Gene Ontology annotation, biological process: transmembrane transport. Lineage: Eukaryota; Viridiplantae; Streptophyta; Magnoliopsida; Fabales; Fabaceae. The coding region runs from base 864 to 2555 and encodes 563 amino acids. Gene Ontology annotation, cellular component: membrane. The record is from RefSeq and is a predicted model, not a curated record. Gene Ontology annotation, molecular function: ABC-type oligopeptide transporter activity; ATP hydrolysis activity; ATP binding.
UUAUUUUAUUGCAAAUAGGAUAAAGUUUGGGUGAAAGUGUUUAGCCCAAGUUGGUCUUAAUAGGAUAAUACUUGGAUAUUUUACUUGAUAUUUUUGAGAAUUUUACUAUAUUUACAUCAUAUUUCAAUUCUAGUUUAUAAUAGUUAGUAGUUGCGGAAAUUUUUGUAAAUUUUUAAUUUAAGUGUAUGAUUGGUUUAAUUUUUAGAAAUAGCAAAAAGUAACUAUAGAGGUUUAGAAUUGAUUUUGGAAUGAUUUCGAAGUGUUUGAUUUUUCUAACUUAGAAUUGAUUUUGUCUCCAGAAUUGAUUCUAGUUGAAUCUAGAAUUCGUAGCUUUUGAAUUUAAACUUGAUUUUUACAUUAAAAUUUACUUUUCAACUCAAUUUUGCUUAAAGUUAUUUAAACAUAUAUCACUUACUUUCAACUACUCUUAACGAGAAUCAAUUUUAAAUAAUCAAUUCACGUGAAAUCAAAUUUUUUCACGGCAGAACCAAAGAAUUGAUUCUGGAUGUGUAGAAUUGAUUUUAACAUGUCUGGUUACUCUCAGGUAGAAUUGAUUAUGCUUUAUAGAAUUGAUUCUACUUGAAGUUAGGAUUUGUAGCUUUUGAAUCUAAACGUGAUUUUCUCAAUGAAAUUUACUGUUCAAUUCACUUUGCAGAAAUUUAUCCAAAAAUAAAUUUUACAUUCAACUCAUUUUUAGCUAGAUUCACUUUUACAAAAUCAAUUCACUCAAAAUCAAUUUUUCGCAGAACCAAAUACACGCUAAGUAUGCUAUGAAAAGUCUUUACUUGACUAGUUAAAAAGGGCGGUUUUUUGAAGUUCUUAUUGGUGUUAGACCCGAGCCGUUGUGGAGUCUUCUCAGUAAAAUGGGAGUUCUGUAUGCUCUAGAGCCAAUUUUUACUGUUAUUUUUGUAAUAAACAUGAACAUAGUGUGGGAGAAAGUUAUGGCAGCACUAAGAGCUCAGAUCUUUGGAAGACUAUUGAUUCAGAAGGUUGAGUUUUUUGACAAAUACAAGGUAGGUGAAAUCACUAGUUUGUUGACGUCUGAUUUGGGUUCUCUUAAAAACAUCGUUGGUGAGAAUGUUUCAAGGGAUCGCGGAUUCAGGGCAUUAUCUGAGGUCACUGGGACAAUAAUCAUACUUUUUACUUUAUCCCCUCAACUGGCUCCAAUUCUGGGUAUUCUGAUGAUAGCAGUUUCCAUUUCAAUUGCUAUCUACAAGAGAUCAACUUUGCCUGUUUUUCAAGCACAUGGGUUGGCUCAAGCUUCUAUAUCGGAUUGUAUAACUGAAACAUUUUCUGCUAUUCGAACAGUUCGAUCCUUUAGUGGAGAAAAGCGGCAAAUGUUUAUGUUUGCUAACCAGGUUCUAUCCUUCGAAUCGAGUGGUAUAAAGCUUGGAACUUUCAAAUCUAUUAAUGAAUCCCUGACUAGAGUUGCUGUUUAUAUUUCUUUGACUGCGCUAUAUUGUCUCGGAGGAAGCAAAGUUAAGGCGGGUCAACUCUCUGUUGGAACUAUGGCAUCUUUUAUUGGAUAUACUUUCACUUUAACAUUUGCGGUUCAAGGAUUGGUUAAUACAUUUGGAGAUCUUCGUGCAAGUUUUGCGGCUGUUGAGAGGAUCAACUCUGUUCUAUCUGGAGUUCAAGUUGAUGAUGCCCUUGCCUAUGGCUUAGAAAGAGAACUGAAACAAAAGGCAGGGAACGAUGAGAACUAUAAACUGUUCUUCUCUAAUAGUUCUGAUGAGAAAAACCAAAACAGCCAUUUGCAUUACAUGUCGGCAUUAAAAACAUCAAGCAACGUGUUUAGUUUAGCUUGGUCUGGAGAUAUUUGUCUUGAAGAUGUGUAUUUCUCUUACCCUUUAAGGCCAGAUGUGGAAAUUUUACGCGGAUUAAAUUUAAGACUAAAAUGUGGAACUGUAACUGCACUGGUGGGCGCUAGUGGUGCAGGAAAAAGUACGAUCGUACAGCUAUUGUCUCGUUUUUAUGAGCCAACAAGAGGUUGUAUAACAGUUGGUGGAGAGGAUGUUCGAACAUUUGACAAAAGUGAAUGGGCUCGGGUUGUCUCUAUCGUAAAUCAAGAACCUGUUUUGUUUUCGGUGUCUGUUGGAGAAAAUAUUGCAUAUGGACUUCCUGAUGACGAUGUUUCUAAAGACGAUGUGAUUAAGGCAGCAAAAGCAGCAAAUGCUCAUGACUUCAUAAUUUCACUUCCUCAGGGCUAUGAUACACUUGUUGGUGAGCGCGGAGGCCUACUGAGCGGGGGACAGAGGCAGAGAAUUGCCAUUGCCCGAGCUCUCCUGAAGAAUGCUCCCAUCCUAAUACUUGAUGAGGCUACAAGUGCUCUGGAUACCGUCAGUGAACGCUUAGUCCAAGAUGCUCUCAACCAUUUGAUGAAGGGGAGGACAACAUUAGUCAUAGCUCACAGGUUAAGCACAGUUCAAAAUGCUUAUCAAAUUGCACUCUGUUCCGAUGGGAAGGUUGCAGAACUAGGCACUCAUUUUGAGCUAUUAGCUAAGAAGGGCCAAUAUGCUUCACUAGUUGGCACUCAAAGGCUUGCUUUUGAAUAAAUUAUUAUGAAGGUCUUGUUAGUAUUUACUGUCAUACUAACCAAAGAGCAAUACAUGAGAUAUGGGGCUGGAUAAUUUUCUGGCUCGGAGAAUGCAGAAGGGGAUACUGGGUUUGUUUAAAAGUAUAUCACAACAAAGAGAAACAACAAAAAAGACAAGGAAAAAAAGAAAGAAAAGCAAAUGUAAUUAUUGUUUUAUGGCAUAUUGGUGUACAAGACCUCAUCUUAUGUUGAUAAAACGGUAUUACAGUUUGGAAUAAGAAGAUUUUUAUAGUUUCAUUGUUACCUUGGUGUCCAAAAAUGUACAAGUGCUAUAGAAUGCAGGGUAAUGAAAAAUGCCUUUGCACAAGUUGCAUUUUUACAAAUGGAUGAUUGAGUUUGGUAUAUUGGCUAGGUUCUUACUUUCUAAAAUUGUUGCAUGGAUUGGGGAUAAUCUUAUUGGGCUCAAAAGAGGCAGCCCACAAAGUGGCCCAGAAAGAACUGUAGCAGUGUCGGGCGGGCACGUUCCUUGGUCGCCCAACCCGAACUUAUGCCAUGACCCAGCUGUCUCAUCACACGUGGUCUCUAAGGUGUCCAGAAGAUGUCGGUCGGGGUCACACCAGUAAAGGAGGAAAUCGUCCCUCCGAUAUUUGAGGAAGAGUCGGUCUUUCUCUAUUUCCACGUUCUCGUUGGAAAAAAGUAGGAGAAUCUGUUUUCUCCCUAUUAUCCAACCCAAUAAGUCACCCAUUAAUAUUCGUGUCAUCAGGGGUUUAUGGGUUUAGUAUACGUUAAUAAACUAUCUGUAGAAAUGUUUUUUUUAGAAUACGUACAUUCAAUUUUUUGAAAUUUUAAACAUUGUUCUAUUCAACUCAAACUUUUUAAUUAUAUUAUUUUUAACUUGUGUCCCUUAAAGCACAAGUUAGUAAGACCCUUUAAUAAUAUGUUUAUCUUGGAAUAAGUUUG